AUGGAGACGACCAAUAUUGAUAAUAGUAAUAAUAGUAAUAGUAAUAAUAAUAAAAACAGAAAUAUAAAUAAUAGUAGUAAUAGCGAUAGCACAGAUAAUAGUAAUAAUAAUCAAACAUGCCCGAUUUGUCUAAGUCCAAUGACAAAUACAACAAGUGUAGUUGGAUGUCAACAUGCUUAUUGUUUAGAAUGUAUAGAUAAUUGGAUAAAGAAUAAGGUUGCAUGUCCACUUUGUAAAGCUGAGAAUGAUAAUAGAAUUAUUGAAGUGACACCUCCGCCAAAACCACAUCCAUCGACUGUAGAGGUUGACCUUGGGUGUCUUGAUCACACCUACUUUUUAGAGGAAUUGAUAAAGUUGUUUAGAUUAAGAGAUUCGGUUGGACUGAUGAUUGAAUCGGCACCACCAGUCCGCAACCCAAACAGCAAGGUCUAUUUGGCGGGUACCAAUCAAAGCGAUGCAUUGGAACUCUUGACAAUAACAGAUAAUAUGACACGACUACGUGACGAUCUCAGUCGUUUGGAACCAUUCGAUCCAGAAGAUAUAUUGUCUCACAUUUAUACCAUUGAAACAGCACUCAACGAGCUAAAAACAUUUUACACCAACCAUAACAACUUUAAAACAAGUCUUUCACAUUCCUCCAACUCUUCGCGGUACAAUGACUACUACUAUGAUGACGAUGACGAUGAAUACGAGGGAGAAUAUGAUGAAGACGAACAAAGAUAUUUGGAUGGAAUUGCUGGUGCAAGAAGACACAACAAAUCUGCAUAUGAAUCACCUUCUCUAAAAAAGCAAGUUGCUGGUUCAACUGGUGGUGGAACUCCCAAGUCAGAUGGAAAAAAGAGAUAA
Cavenderia fasciculata is the source of this 846-nucleotide messenger RNA. RefSeq lists its product as uncharacterized. NCBI's taxonomy places the organism in Eukaryota, Evosea, Eumycetozoa, Acytosteliales, Cavenderiaceae. Gene Ontology annotation, molecular function: ubiquitin-protein transferase activity. Gene Ontology annotation, biological process: protein autoubiquitination. The record is from RefSeq and is a predicted model, not a curated record. Bases 1 to 846 code for a protein of 281 amino acids. The transcript is spliced from 3 exons.